GUCGCCAUAGCUGAGUUGCCGGGCCCAUCGAUACCUAUCGAUAAGCGUGAGCAGCCCUGUCUGUGCAUGUGCUGCCAUUCCUUUCGAUGACCAGCGCUCCGUACACACGUUUUUCGGCUUUGUACAAACAAUCCGGGUGCAAUUCCAACCAAGAAGUGUUUAUUUCUUUUUUUUUCGUGUGCACGGCGCUUACAAUUUUGGCAUUUGGCUGCCGCGAGUGCGCGUGAUUAAGCAGGCAGCUCCGAUUGCCAGAGUUUCGCAAAGGGAUGGCAACACUGCCGCACGCCGGCCAUGUUAUUGUGAUUUGUAAAAGGUGGAACGUAGACACGUGUUUAAUUCGUGCAGCUCUGUAACGUUGAAAAAACCACACUACAUCGCCAGUAAAUAAGCAAAAACAAUACACAACACGCGUGUGCAGUCGAUAGCAUUGAAAGCACCCAAAAAUAGUGAGCAAUAUAAGUUACCCAAGCGGUUCCCAAAGAUCCUUCAAUAUUCAGCGAAAAUGGUAUCCGGUCGUCCUCUACUCUACCUUUCACUGCCCGGUGUAGCAUUUAUACUCGGCGUCUUUUGGUUUCGGCGUAGAAAUAAAAAUCGUUUAGACAAGCCCGACGAUGACGACUCAUCGGCCAUCAAUGACUCGUCGAUUGAGCCCACUGUGCAGGCGCGCAAGGCCAACGGUGUCCUGCAGAAUGGUAAGCUGCCACAGCAGCCGGCCAGCAAGUCGAUGAACAUUAAUGGAACUUUAGGCAACGGAAGCGGAAGCGGAAGUAGCAGUGAUGAGAAGGAUAGUCCCACUACCAUGCUGUAUGGUAAAUCAGCACCAAUCAAAAUCCAGAGCAAUGGACGCACUUCAAAUGGCAAACAUCAGCAGCAGAUUGAUUCAGAAAUGCUGAAGUCAAAGAUACAAGACGCCGAACAUAAGAAACUCUGCUCCAUAGACGAGGAUUUCGAAAAUCUAUCGUCGCCACGCGAUUUACCCGAUUCGGUAAACACACGCGUAUCCUUCCACAAUCGUAAGACUAGCCAAAAGACGGUGGAACCGGUGGUGAUCAAGGCCACACGCACACCCAAGAUAUCGCCAGAGAACUCUUUCCUGGAUACCAACUAUGCCACAAAGGAGUGUGAGCAAAACAACAAUUGUGAGCCCAAGGAGAAUUCUUCCAAGGAGGAGCCCACCAAGAAGGAGGCCGAUCAGGAGGUGCUCGACCAGGUUCAGGAGCAGACGGUGCUGAAGGAGGAAGUGGUGGAUAGCAAUGGCAACCAGAAGCGCAAUGUGGAUGCGGCCAGUCCAUCGCUGAGCAUUUGCAGUGUGCAAUCGGGCGAUUCUGGCAAAGGAUCCAGCUUGCCGCGCUCGGAGGCGACACGCGUGAAGACCAGUUACGAGUUCCUCUUCCCUAUCAGCCUGAUUGGUCACCUGUACGGCCGCAAGCGGGCGUUUAUAAACCAAAUCAAGGCCAAAACCCUGGCCAGCGUGGCUCUAAGCAAGAAUCCCUACUCGGGCAAGGUGCGCAUCUGCACCAUUGAGGGAACGGAGAGCGAGAUUGAUGCCGCUCUGGCCAUGAUCCGUCAACGUUUGCCGGCCAAGCGGUAUCCGAACUUCACCAUGCAACGCAUCCACUUUGCGCUUCCCCAGACCAUAGUUCCUCUCUCGACCGAAACCCUCUACAAUCUACAACUGAAACUGAUCGAGGGCAUCAACAACGAUGUGGUGGUUAGUGCGGUGCUUUCUGGGUCGCAUGUUUUCAUCCAGCACCCGCUGCAUCCUUCGCAUCCAUCGUUGCCUAUGCUGCAGAAGCAGCUGUACGAUAGCUACUCCACCAUGGAGGCGCCCUUGCUGCCCAGUUUGGAGGUCAGUGCCGUAUGCGUGAUACCCAUCAAUGGGGUGUGGUAUCGCGUCCAGAUUGUAGACACAGAUCCCGAGGACGAGGAGCGUUGCCUGGUCAAAUUCCUCGACUUUGGUGGCUACAUGAAUGUCGGUUUCAGCACACUGCGACAGAUCCGCACCGAUUUCAUGAAUGUGCCCUUCCAGGCCACCGAAUGCAUCCUGUCCAACAUUGAGCCCAUCGGUGGCACCUGGUCCAUCGAGGCGGCCGAAAUCCUCAACCAACUUACCAAAGGCAUUGUCUUGCAAGCACAAGUCGCCGGCUACAAUAGUCAUAACAUACCAGAAAUCUAUUUAUUCGCAUCCCUAGGUCCCAAUAAUGUAAUCUUUAUCAAUAAGGAGCUGGUCGCCAGAAACCUCGCAAAGUGGGUGGAGAUGCGUGACUAACAGCCUUAGUGAACAACUCAACUAGCAACCAAGAACUAUAUGAAAACUUAAAAGCAAACUUAAACAACAAUCACUCAAACCCAAAUCAAGCAACUUGGCAGUGCAACUUUUGUUGAAUACUUGAGUCUUGCGCAACAGGCUCCAAGAAGCGGAUUCGGAUCAAGGAUUUCGUAUGCAGCUUUUGCAGUUAGCAUGUAGCACACAGCAUAUAGCUAUUGGCCGAUUCCAAAAGAUCUGGCAAUUGCAGAGGCCCCAAAACAAAAGAAUAAGAAACGUUAGUUACGUUGUAGAUUGCGACUGAGCCUAGAGAGAGCCCCCUUAAUCAUUACAUAAACAACACCCAAAAAAAAAAACAAAAACAAAAACGCAGAAUACACACACGCAUAUAUGAGUAAGAGCACCUAACACCUCACUAACCCACACAUAUUACACAACAAGGCAAACGUUUGUUUGCUGACUGUCCAGGAUUGGAUACCAAAAUGGGGGGAAGAUCAGCUAGGUUAUGACUUGUGACCACAUGGCACCUGGCACAUGGGCGGGCGGGCAUCCUACGGAUCGGCUAGAGCUGUCGGAUUUGAGAGCGAACCGCUUAAGAUAUUACCAUACUCAGUUUAUAAGUAGGCAUUACUACCUAGUGUAAAUAGUUUUUAUAACGUUAACGAAAUGCAAAAACAAAAAUACACUAAUUAAACCUAAUUAAAAUAUCAAGCGUUAAUCAGAUAUACAGAAAAAAGAAAAAAAAAAUGAGAACUAAAUAUAUCUCUGGGUAAAAAUGAAAGGAAAAACCUGACAUAAUUUUAGUUUUAUGCUGCUAUUUGCUGAGAUCUGUAAAUAUUAUAUUAGGCUUUUUUAAACAUCUGAUAAUAUCUGAUCGAUCACUUCAUAUAUUUACAUGCAUUAUAUAUUUUUUUGUUAAUUUGUUUUCAUACUGAAACUACUCAACCGCGAAAAGUACAAGAUUACUUCGAACAGCUGAAACUUGGAGAUGAAAUGGAGAUGAAGGAGUUAGGAGCUGUAAGGAAGUUUAAGGAGCAGCAACCCCUCACCUCACCACACCACACCCGCACUAAAGCCACAGAAUGCCUAACAAAGAAAGAAACCAUUUAAAUGCAGACAGAGUAACGUUACAAAUUCUAAUUAACUAUACACUUGUCAGAAAAAAUAUGCGUACACCACCCAAUGCAUAACUUUGAUGGCAAAAAAGUAUAUUUAUAUAAAUGAUAUCGACUUCAUUUCUUUUUUCAGUUAUGCAUUGAGUGUGUACGCAUACUUUUUCUGGCAAGUAUAUAUGCGUGUGUGCCAUUGUUAGUCAACAAACAAACAUAACAAACAAAACAAACAAACAAAAAAAAAAACAGAAAAACCUUGAAUGCAUAAAGAAAUGGAUACUUUCCCCCCAAACCAUUGUAAAUAAAAUCCAUUUUGACAGACAAAGAAAUGCAAAAAAAAAUGAGAAACAAUAAUUGUUGCUACCAAAACUAGCCUAUUGAAAAGAAGGAGUGAAAACCUCUAAAUGCCUUUCUUUCAAACUUCUUUUGUAUAAGCAAGGGAACUUUCUUAAAACGACAAGCAAGCAAAUUGCUGCAAACUUAUCGCUUUAAGCUAGCCAUUCUGGGUGUCUACCCUAGCAGCAAUAUUAGCUAGAAUUGUUCUAAGUGUAGCACAGCCACAACAACAUCAACAACACAACAUCGAUAACACAAUAACACACUAACCAACCAACCAACCAACCAAUCAAGAAACCAAUCAUGUAAAUCAUAUUUAUUUUGUUGACAAGAAUAGAGUUUUAUUUCAAAUGUAUUUUACAUUGACAAAUGAUCGGCAGCAACGGAAAUACUAUAAAUUUCUAAAUCGUUUUAUAAAGAUUUCAGGUUAAAUCAUAAUUCAGCUUAAUAGUCGUCGUCAUCGUACUCAUGUCGUCAUCGUCAUAAUUAAAUUACUUAGAUAAUAUAACGUACAAGUGAUGAUCCACACAAUAUCUAUCUAUUUGAUCAACAUGAAAGACUUGGAGUGUUUUUCUUCUUCUACGGUAGUUUACAAUUAUUAUAGUUAAUGCUAUCAUUAUACCAUUAUUAUUAUUAUUAUUAUUACUACUUCUUUUUUUUGCUGUUUGUUUUUAGAUAUUUCUUGUGUAAUUAUGCUAUCAUUUACAUGAUAAUUAAAAGUAGUUCAUUCUUAUUGUUAUCCUAAUCUAAAACAUUGACUUGAUCAACUUUUGGAGGGGCCAAGGAGGUUUCUGGCGAGUGGGGGUCUCCAGCCCCCUCCGCCCCCUCCCGCUGCCUUCCACAUUUUAGUGCAAAUUCGUUUAAUGGAUCCUCGUUUUAAUGUCGCCUUUGGAAAUUCGGUUGAAAGAGAACUACAUUUUAGCCUAUGGAACACUAAAUACCUAUUAUUUGUUACUUUUAAAUGGAGAAUUAAACAUUAGACAAGAUGAGAGAAUAAUUUCAAUUUGUAUGCGCCAGAGUUGUCAACGUUCUCGGUGUUUUUAUCGAAUUCAUUGUAGAUUUGUCACUUGUACAAUUGUUGAUAAACUGAUUAACUGAUAAACUGAUUUACUGACAUAGAGAUAAUGCAAACACAACAGACAUGAUGUAGAGCACAUAUUGAAACUAAUCUUAGUCGAUAGCAAGAAGAGAAGAGUGUGUCCUCCCUCAAAGAUCAUCGUAUGUAUGUGUGGUACUUCUACUUUUUUUUUCUUAUCUAGUAAUGCUGAGAGACAAGAGUUACGAAUAAGAUUUAAUUUAUAGACGCAUUCAAGUGAGAAUAAUUUACAAAUCUAGUUAUUAACUAAAUAUAAUGCAAGUACAUUAAAAUAAAAACAUUGAAAAAGGAA
Messenger RNA from Drosophila erecta, 5102 nucleotides. It is a transcript of the gene spoon, whose product is annotated as A-kinase anchor protein 1, mitochondrial. Gene Ontology annotation, molecular function: RNA binding. Lineage: Eukaryota; Metazoa; Arthropoda; Insecta; Diptera; Drosophilidae. Bases 503 to 2269 code for a protein of 588 amino acids. The transcript is spliced from 5 exons. The record is from RefSeq and is a predicted model, not a curated record.